AGAUAAGAUAAUCUAAAUGCCACCACACACCAUACUCUCAAACAUUUCCUACAUGCAAAUUCCCCAAAAUAACUAACAUUUUUUAUUUCCAAAUCCUGAAAAAUCAAGAAAAUAAUGAACACAACUCUUCAGCUUAACUCCUAUAAUUUAGCCUCCUUGAAACCUUCUUACAAUUUCAAACAUUCUUCUUAUGCAAACAAUAACAUUUGCCAAAUCCAUAAACCUAUCAAUAGUUUCUGUAAAAUGAAGAUCAGAGCCGUUGGUAACGUUCCCGAAAGUAAAUCGGACGACAAACAUGACACUCCUGAAGAACCACCUUCUGUCAAGUUUGCAUUUGUUCAUUCCGUGUUACUACCGGAUGGAACUCCUGAUAUUCAUUUUCGUAGUACGUGUGGUGGUCAAAAACUCAGAGAAAUAAUGUUGGAUUCAAAUAUUGAUUUAUAUGGACCGUAUGCUAGACCUCUGCUAAACUGUGCAGGAGCAGGAACUUGUGCAUCUUGCAUGGUGGAGGUUAUAAUGGGGAAGGAGCUCCUUAACCCUCGUACAGAAACAGAGAAAGAAAAGCUCAAAAGGAAACCAAAAAAUUGGAGACUUGCUUGCCAAACUACAGUCGGUAAUCCAGAUUCUAGAGGGCUGGUUGUGAUCCAGCAAUUGCCAGAGUGGAAAGCUCACGAAUGGAAGUAUGAGAAACUAUUGUCUGAAGAGUUAUUGCCCCCUGAAUUUUCCAAGUAAAAUCAAUUUUUAUGUACUUAUUGUUAAUUUAGUUAUGUCUUUUUAUCUAUAAUGUCAUGGAAAUUUUUUACUUUUCAUUUUCAUUUUCUGAUAAUGGAACACUAAACACAAUCAUAGGGUCGACAGAAGGAUGGAAAUGAAAAUGUGAGACAUUAUAUUAAUUUUUUAAUAAAUUAGUGUAAAUAGCCCUGUAAA
Messenger RNA from Mercurialis annua (annual mercury), 927 nucleotides. RefSeq names its product photosynthetic NDH subunit of subcomplex B 3, chloroplastic. Gene Ontology annotation, molecular function: 2 iron, 2 sulfur cluster binding. The record is from RefSeq and is a predicted model, not a curated record. Gene Ontology annotation, biological process: P450-containing electron transport chain. Lineage: Eukaryota; Viridiplantae; Streptophyta; Magnoliopsida; Malpighiales; Euphorbiaceae. The transcript has 6 exons. Bases 115 to 732 code for a protein of 205 amino acids. Gene Ontology annotation, cellular component: chloroplast thylakoid membrane.